GCUCAACUGGAUGAGAGGAUCAAAGAGCUGAUAGGGCAGAAUGAAGAACUUGGUGCAGAGUCUGUAAGGGCAUGCUUAAGAGGAGAGGGUGUUCGAGUCCAGCUGGAGAGGGUCAGACAAAGUCUGAUCCGUGUCAACCCCCAGGGAGUUGUGAGGAGAGCCAUGCAGCAGCCUCUACACCGGAGGCAGAACAGUUGCAGGCCCAAAUUCUUUGUGGCACAUCAAGCUGAUCCGGUAAGUGCAUACUCUUAGGCCUCCUGAACACUACACAUUUUUACAAUCUUAACAUCGUAAAAAACUAAUGGUUUAUAUGGUCAUGAAAGAAUUGUGGCCCUAUUCCCGGGUAUACAGUAGCUUCAGAAAAUAUUCACACCUCUUGACUUUUUCCACAUUUUGUUUUGUUACAACCUGAAUUUAAAAUGGAUUAAAUUGUCACUGGCCUACACACAAUACCCCAUAAUGUCAAAGUGGAAUUAUGUUUUCAGAUUUUUUUAAACAAAUUAAUUAAAAAUGAAAAGCUGAAAUGUCUUGAGUCAAUAAGUAUUCAAUCUCUAUGUUAUGGCAAGCCAAAUAUUAAUUAGGGAGUAAAUAUUUGCUUAACAAGUCACAUAAUAAGUUGCAUGGACUCACACUGUUUGCAAUAACAGUGUUUAACAUGAUUUUUGAAUGACUACCUCAUAUCAAGGCACUGUAACUGUAAUAAUGUUAUCAGUAAUAAAAAACAGAAUGGUGUCACUAUAAGAGGGGGAUAAAAAAGUUGUUGUUGCAACCUGUUGUAAAACAAAUGUAUCUUGUUUUUUAUGUGGAAGGUUGUUAUCCAUGGUGCUGUGGAUGGCUACAGCAGACCUUUGGUGUUUUUGAAGGCCUCCGACAACAACAGGAGUGCCACAGUCAUGGAGUCAUUCGAAGCAGCCAUCACCAGCUACGGAGUACCAUCUCGGGUGAGAUGUGACCGGGGGGGGUGAAAACGACCAUAUCUGUGCCUUCAUGGAGCAAUUCAGGGGUGGUAAGAGAGGAAGUUCCCUCAGGGGAAGGAGCACAACCAGAGGAUAGAGCGGCUGUGGUGGGACAUCUCAGAUGUCACGUCUGGCAUGCCAACGUUUACCAUGACCUGUUCACCUUCUUGGAGACGGAACAGAUCAUCGACAUCAAGAAUGAGGUGCACUUGUGGGCACUGCACUUUGUGUUCCUGCAACGGGUGAACAGAGAUCUUGCUGUGUUUGCCAGUCAGUGGAACCACCAUGGGCUGAGGACUGAACAACGGCAGUCACCUCUGCAGUUGUUCGUCUCGGGUUCCCUGGCAAUGCAGAGGGCCAAUCUGACAGCAGUAAGGGAUUUGUUCGCACCUGCUUUAACAACCAUCACCUCUCAAGCCACCACCUCAGCUCCUCCAACCACCACCCCAACCUCAGCUCCUCCCAACCACCACCUCAGCUCCUCCAACCACCACCCCAACCUCAGCUCCUCCAACCACCACCUCAGCUCCUCCAACCACCACCCCAACCUCAGCUCCUCCAACCACCACCACCUCAGCUCCUCCAACCACUGGCUCCCACAGGUUUUAUUGGUCGAAGGGUCCUCGAUGCAGCCUGGGAGUGACAUCUACAGAGGGUUAUGGCAGUCUACACAUUGCCCUAAGUGCUCCACGCUCACCCUG
Messenger RNA from Coregonus sp. 'balchen', 1657 nucleotides. NCBI's taxonomy places the organism in Eukaryota, Metazoa, Chordata, Actinopteri, Salmoniformes, Salmonidae. The record is from the annotation of a GenBank genome assembly.